Molecule: messenger RNA, 9417 nt
Organism: Pogoniulus pusillus (Red-fronted tinkerbird)
Lineage: Eukaryota; Metazoa; Chordata; Aves; Piciformes; Lybiidae
Gene: AJAP1
Product: adherens junctions associated protein 1
Exons: 6
Coding region: 2193-3299 (368 amino acids)
Cellular component (GO): cell-cell contact zone; plasma membrane; adherens junction
Molecular function (GO): beta-catenin binding
Source: RefSeq, a predicted model, not a curated record
UAAUUUGCAGCCACGAGCACCAUGUGUGAAACGAUGGCUUUGUGUCUAACAAACACCCCCAGGGGUCAUGGCUCCCUCCCUCCAAGCUGGAGAGGGAUGGGAAGUUGGACUGGGCAGAGCUGUGGUCUGGUUUGUAACCAGGGAGAUGGAAAGGGAACUGUCAUUGACCUUGCAGUGUCAUCAAACUCAAGCUGCCUGGCCUGCAUAGUCAGGAUGUCAUGGGAGGCUCGGAGGGGAGCUGUGCCCAAAUUACCCCAGAAGGUUGGAAAAGCCAAAGGUCAGCUUGGUCAUUACUCCAGACCCCCUUGCAGCCCUGGUUCUGCUUGUGCUUGGAAAGGAGAGGUCUGUCUGCCCAGCAGCUGACAUCUCUCAGGAUAAACUGUUCCUCAGGCUAGCCCCCAAGAUUUUGUCCUUCCCAAAACAAGUUCCCUCUAACCAGGAAUCCAGCUCCAAACACCGUGGGGAUUUGGAUGCUGAGCUGCAGCACUUCUAGUGGCAGCUGGAACUGUUCCAUUAGGAGCACAGGUUGACUUGCAGGGUGUUGUAGGGACAGUGCUGACCUGCCAUCAGGCUGCAUCACUCAAAACAGGCUCCCUCCACCUCUAGAAUAAGGUUGUACAAAGGCAGAAAAGAAACGUGGUGACUCAGAGAAGCAGCAGAGAGAGCCUGGGUCCCACUCAAGUCGUGCUUUGUGGUGUGACAAAGCCCAUGAGCUGCUGAGAUGCCCCUUCCUCACCAGCCCAGUGUGAGACAAGACACGUUGGAGGCUUGUUCCUGCGUGGGGACCGCCCCGGCAGUCUUGACUGCACACUGCAGUCCUGUACCUCACUUGCAGGCUUCAAAGAAUCUGUCCCCAGAUUCAUACCAAAAAGUUCUUUUGUUGCAGCAGUUGAACAACAAUCAUCCAAAGCAGCUCUGCUGUUCAGGAGAGACUCUUCUCUCCCAGUACGCCAGCAACUGGAACAAAACAGCUCCUCACUGGCAGUUCCCCAGGGAAGAGGAAACAUCUCAGGCUCUGAUGAAGCACCUCUUAGGACAACCACAGACUGUCCCCGCACGUUCACUUGUCCCCUUUGAGCUCUUUAAACGAGCACAGAGCAAAAAGAAAGGCACCAACUUUAGCAGAACGGUAUUUGGUGGCAGCAGCUGCUGCGAAUCUACGAUGCAGGAGCUUGAGGAGGAGGAGGAGGAGGCUGCCGAGGGAAUCAGCAGAAGAUCAGCGCUUGCUGCUCCACGUUCUCCCCGCAGAUGAGCUGCGCGGGGGGCCAGGAGUGGGAACUCCACGAGUGUUUUCGGUGGAAUGCAGGAUGCUGAGCACGGCUCUCCCGUGCCGCCUGCGCCUGCUCGCACGGCCGGCGGGUGGAGCCCGCUUCAGCCCGCACCGCUCCCGGGCACCGGCACCGAGCCCCGGGGCUCCCUCCGGGGACAGGGCUCAUCGCCCCUCCGGGCUAUGGAGCCCUGCGCCCAGCGGCUUCCGAAGCCCGGCUUGAGCACGCAGCCCCUCCUCCGGUUCUGCCGGGGCCGCUGCCCGGAGCGAGAGAUGGAUACGCCGUGCUGGGCGCACAAGCUGCUCGGGGGAUGGAGCUCGGUGCAGUGACCCCCAAAAUCUCCCAUCGCUGAACCGCGUCUGAUUACGCGAGUCCUUGGAAGCCGUUGCCCCCCGUGCCACCCGCCGCGCCCGGGGCAAAGGAGCGAUCCGGUGCUCGGUGCAAGUUGCUGCCGUCCUGGGGAGCCGGCGGCCGUUUCCCGGCGGGUCCCUCCCUGGCGGGACCUGCCCGCCCGCCCCACCGGCUCCAUCCUCAGGUCCGCCCCGGCCGCGGAGCGGAUCCGCCCCCGCCUCCUCCCCGCGCAACUUCCCCGAGCCGCGGCCCCCCCGCCCCCGCCCCGCGGGUGCGCGCACAGACGCGGACGCGCCCAGCCAAGCCGUGCUGAGCUGUGCCGAGCCGAGUCCAGCCAAGCCUCCCUCCUGGCCGCGUAUGGGGCGCGCAGCCUCCGCGAGUACGCAGCAGCCUCCGCUGCCCCGCUGGCGCUGAAGGACCGGAGCAACCGGAGCAGCCUGAGCGUCGGUCCUCGGGCAAUGCCCGCCCCGCUGCCUGCCGCCUGCCCCGCCGCUGCCCGCGGGCGCGGAACGGGGUGCCCGCAUGGAGCGCUGAGGCGGUGAGCCCCGCCGCGCCGGGCCGGGAGACGUGACGAUGUGGAUGCGACGGCUCCCGGGAAGCAGGUCAGGUUGCCCGCUCGGAAGCCAUGCUUGGAUUUUAAUAGCCAUGUUCCACCUAGCCAUGGACCUCGCCAGCUGCCAACCCGCGCCCAGCGGCACCGGCGGGAGGCUGUCGCCGCGCCCGGCGCUCCGGCACAGACUAUCCCGCGCCUCGCUGUGGGGCACGGGGAGCGGGGAGGACCUGCGGCGCCCCGGGCACCCCUGGAACUGCACCCCCGUGCCCCCCACCACACAGAGACCCCGCUCCCGCCGGCCUGCCCCCGCCGCCCCGUUGCCCGCCGGCCGUCCCCUGCGCCGCCCCCGCUCCCGGAGGGGCCGGCGGCACCUGCGCGGCCGUGGCUUCACCUCGUGGGACGGGCGCCCCACGGUGUUGCCCGAGGUCAUCGUCUGGGGCCCCACGGGCGAGGAGGACUCCCUGGAGAGCAGCACGCUGCCCGGCGCCUUCGCCACCACCGCCGCCACCACCACCGCCGCAACCACUACCACCGCCACCACCACCGCCGCCACCGUCGCCGCUGCCACGCCGCCCCGUGUGCCCCCCAGCACCCCGGCUCCGGUGCCCGGUGGGGACGUGCCCCGCAGCAGCCCCGGCCGCACCAGCACCGCCGAGCCAGCCGCCGGCCACAGCAGCGGUGGCAAGGAUGCUCGCCCGCCCCGCGGGCUGGGAGACAGCACAGGUCUGGCAGUUCAUCAGAUCAUCACUAUUACAGUGUCCCUCAUCAUGGUCAUAGCUGCCCUGAUAACAACUCUUGUCUUAAAAAACUGCUGCGCGCAGAGCGGGCGCCCGCGGCGCAACAGCCACCAGCGCAAACUGGACCAGCAGGAGGAGAGCUGCCAGAACCUGACCGACUUCGCGCCCGCCCGCGUGCCCAGCGCCCUCGACAUCUUCACGGCCUACAACGAGACCCUGCAGUGCUCCCACGAGUGCGUGCGGACCCCCGUGCCCGUCUACGCCGAGGAGGCCUUGCGCUCGCCCGGGGACUACAAAACAACCUUCAAUGGAAACAGACCCUCCUCUUCUGACCGGCAUCUUAUUCCCGUGGCCUUUGUGUCUGAGAAAUGGUUUGAAAUCUCCUGCUGACUGGCCGCAGCCUGUUUGAAUCCCGGGGGCAGGGCAAACGCCAUCGGGCUGUUUCCUGGAUUCCAUUGGUGAACCUGUAAAAAAUAUACAGACCACUGGGUUACCUGUACCUACCAUUUCUGUUUACCAGUAGGAGACUCAAAGAGCAGCGUCCCGUGGGCCAAAUCUAUUUUUAUAUAAACCAAGACGCCUGUGGGGAGCUGCAGCUUGUGAGGAGGAGGAGGAGGAGACGAGAAGGUGCCAGAGAAGAGCCCUGUGGAGCAGGAGGGGAAGGGAAGCAAGCACCCGGACGUGGACUGUGACUCUGAACCUGUGCCAACUAUACCAUUAUGUGCCAUGCACCGCUGCAGGGGCUUGGCCAGGAGCCCGAGCCGAGUGCCAACGCCUGGACACCUCGUGGAGGACACACGUGGGGCAUCUCUUCUGGUGGGGGCAUCCCUGGCAGUCCAUACGCACCCACAGCCGUGCUCUGGAGAGGCAGCACGCAGAGAGCUCCACACACACAGACCUCCCCUUUUGUACUGCAGCCGAUUUUGGAGAUCUCAAAGGACUCAUUUUUACAGACCAUGUCCUGGCCUGGAUGUCUCCUUUCCUGACCACGCAGAGACCCAAGCAGGGUGAUGGUUUCUACCUUGGCAGCUCGCCCCCAGCCCUCUCUGUGUGCCCGGGGAGAUGCAGAGAGCUUGCUCUGUGUGUACCUAUGAACAUCCAGAGCUGUGCAUCCUGCUGGAGCUUCUUUGGUUCCUCCUGUGAAAGGCUUUUCCAGCACUCAUGAUGGGACUGCAGCAACAGGGCAUGACCAGGGCUGUAUUGCCAACGUGGAGCCAGGAAGAGGCUUCCCAAAAUCCAGCAGGAGCAGCCUCAAAGUCCCCCCAGCUUGGGGAGGGAUGGCAAAGAGUUGCAGAGCCUGGCUUGGGACAGGAGGAGAGUGGAGACAGGCUGGGUGGUGGCUGGAAGGGUGCACCUGGGCCACGUUCACGAAGUGCCAGAGGAAGCAGGCGAGCAGGGAGUUUGCUGCAGGCAGAUGCCCCAAGCCUGGCAGCUUGCAGCAGCUCGAGGUGGUGGUGAGGGCUCUCCCCAGGCUGCCAUAGCCCCACACAUCCAAGGGAGAUGAGAAGAAGCCAAACAGUCUGCUUCUGCCCCUUGUUCCACUGCGCUGUGGUCCUCACUGUGCCAGGUGCGAUGCCUGAGGGCUGGCCAGGGUUGGGUUUCAGGUGUGGAGUUCCAAAGGAGGUGCCUCCCGUGGCACAAGACAAAUUUCAGGAGUGAAAUGUGGGAGUUUUUCUGGGGAAUGGCUCCUAAAUUGGCCACAAGACCAAAGCUUGUUCAGCCCUACGAGAGAAAUGGCAAAGGAAGGAGCCUGUUGCCUCCUGAGCCAGCCCCAGGCCAGUGAGCUCCAGGGAGCCUCUUUCUUUGUGCCCUUGGCCUUGGCUGGGUCAGGAGCAGGUGCAGCUCCCUGGGGAUCUUCCAACAGUGUUAAGAAGGAAGCUUUGCCCACCAGCUUGCCAGGGAGAGAGGGUUCUGCUGCGCCUGCUUUGGUGUAUUGCUUCAAACACAUCCCAUCCCCUGCCCAGCUCCUGCUGGGCUGGCUGGUUUUGGUGGGUGCUGGUGAGCAUGCCAGCCUACCUGUAGGCCCUCUGUCCAAGCCUGGGCUGGCCCAUGUAAAUUGUGCCAAGGCAAAGCUUGCAGAGGGCAGCUGGAUGCCCGCAGCGUACGGUACCCAUGAGGGUCUGCCUCGCGAGAUAGGUCUUGCUGGGGUUGCUUUGACCUUGCAUGGUAGGAAUGAGAGCAGAGCUCAGACCAAAGCCCUCCAGUUCUUUUUGUACACCACCCUGGGUAGGCAGGGGCAGCUCUGUGGAGCUGCCCAGGCACAUUUCUACUCCUCCCACAGUCACUCAGCUCCGUUUCUUUGUCGCAACGAGCCUGAGAACUCCUGGCACCGCAGAGCCCCGCGCGUUCCGCCUCCCUCCUGUCCUUCACUGAUGGAAUUGCACACUCUGGAUUAUUUUUCCUGCAUUUUUGGAGGCUGCCCGGGAAGAAGUCUUCCUUACUGGACCUGGUGAUUACCUUGACUUGAACCAAACAUCUCUGAAGGUGUUGGCAACGUUCCCUGCGACUCCGAUGAGCCUCAGGCGUCCACCUUGGGCACAUUCUGCACCGGGGUUGCUGUCCACCAGCAGCCAGAGAGGAGGAGGAGGAGGGUUCCUGUUGCUCCUGGCCAGGUUUUGGUCCAUGAUGAAUCAGAUCCUUCUGCAGAAGUGGUUUCUCGUGAGCACUGAGCUGGGCAUGGGUGGCAGCUGAGAGGCACAGCCCUGGGGCUGGGUCUUGGUGUCUGGGGGGUGGUCGACAGGGCUGGGUCCCCUUAGGCCAGCAGAGAUCUGCUCUGCUGUUUGUGUUUGGAGACAGCAAGCCCCUAGUGGGCUGGGCACUGGGCAGAGGGGUGUCUACUAGGCAGCUGUGGUGCCCAGCUCUCCAGGGCAUUGGAUGAGAUGCCACCAGGGUUGGAGGAUGGACAGGGUCUUGCUAGAGGAGCAUCCUCCUGAAGCUUUCAUUUUCCCUGGAAAACAGAGAGUGUUUGCCCAGUGCUGUGGGCUCCUGCCCCACUGCCUACAGUCUGGGGGGGGGGGGGGGCUUUGGGCUGCAGUGGGUGCAGUUAAAGCUGAGUGUGGCACCCUGCUGGGGUUACUGAUGGGCUGCCCCAGAGCAAGGCUUGUUGGCACCAGAGUCAGCUAAAUCCCCUGUGAGGAAAGGGCUUCUGAGCAUCAUUUCCAUCAUCUCAGUGUGCUGGGCAUCGGUGUUCUGCUGAUGUGAGUGGUGCAGCCCUGCCAGCUGCCCUGCCUGGCACAGCUCUUUGUGUGACUUUGCUGGCAUCGGGAGGCAUGUCUGUUGUGCUUCACCCAUUGAUCUUCCCGUGGAUUGGUGUCUGCUGGCUGCAGCCAGGGCUUCCUGCAGGAAUUCUGGUGGCAAUUUGACAACCUAAAUACAUCUCAGCUCCCUCCUUUCCCAGCAUUUGGAACGUGGCUCUGAGUCUCUGCUACCUGAAGGGGAGUGGUCAGGUGGAGCUUGGGGGCUGGCAGGUGGCAAGGGCAGAGCCGGGGAUGGUGAAGCACCCAGCUCCUGGGAAAUUCCCUUAGGAGCUGGAGACAAGGACAGGGAAUUGUGUGUGUGUGUGUGUGUGUCUGUGUGCGUGUCAGGGAGAGAAUGAAGGCAAAUAACCUGGCCCCAGGUGACAGGAGCAGGUUCCUGAUGGCAGAACUCCCACGAGCUCACAUAGUCUGCAGGAGGGCACAGCCUGGUCACCAAGAGGUGCCCCAGGGAACAAAAGUAGAUGCACAAUCUUCCCUUAUUUAUAAGGACCAACAGCACUUGCACUUUAUCAGAGAACCCCUCCCACCCCUAUGCAUGCCAAGCACACCAACAAGGGACAGCUGCCCGCAGGAGGGGAAGGAAGGGCUGGAGCUGCUGAUGUGGUGAUGCAUGGGGCAGGAUCUCAGCAUCCCCAGGUCCCUCCACAGCAAGAAGAGGUGAGCUGGGGCUGUUCCGUGCCCUGCUGGUGGUGGCAGCCCAAGUAAAGAGAAGGAAAUGCAGGCACAAAGUCACAUUUCCAUGGAACAGCUCAAGUGAGCAGGGCUCUGGAGGAGCAAGCAGGGGACCCUGGGGUCUGCAGAGCUGCUCCCUCAGGACCUCACCACAUCACCUUGCCCCGAAGUCUUCUGGUCCCUGGUGAUGGCUCUUGAUGGGCUCCCUGUCACUGCCCAUGAGGGCACAAAGCUUCACCCCGUGUGGUGUCUGUUGUGCCAGGGUCCGUUGCUGUGAGCCAGUCCAGCAGUAACAGGGUAGCUCUGCCAACGCCUGUGCCACCAGGUGCUCUGAAUGGGCUGCAGCUGCUCCCUGGAGCAGUGGGGGCUGGCUCCAGGGGUUGGGUUGGUUUUGUGGUUCGUUGGUUGUUCUUUUUUUUUUUCAAGUCUUUACUUGAAAAAAACUUAACUCUGUGUGGGCACAGAGAGGGUCUGAGCAGGUUUGGAGAAUUAGGGAUUGCUCUGCUGUCAGGCAGGAGCUGAGCUCCUUCUUCAGCCCGAGAGCACUGAGUAGGUAGCAAGAAACGUUCCACCAGGAAACACAGCCCCGUGCACUGCUUGGCAUUGUGGGCACUGCAAAGGAUUGACCAACAAGCUGGGGAAGGUCCUUUGUGGACAUCCCUGUGGUGCCCAGCCUGCCCACCUCGCUGCAGGGCUGUGCUGGGGGCACACAUGUGGUGGGACUCGAUGCUCAGGGAACCCAGAGAAGCCUCCUAGAGCACAGGGUGGAGAUGGCAUUGGGUAUCCCCCAGAACCCAGCAAAUCCACGUUUCCAACAGGGCCUUUCCUUGGCAAUCCAGAGCUUCCUGCUGUGCUGUGUUUGGAUCUGGCAGCUUGACAAUGCUGAAGGUCUGCUCCUUGCUUUGCUCUCCCUCCCUGCUCCCUGCUGUUUUUUGGUUCAUUUGACUGAUUCCUUAGUUCCUAAGAAAUGUGUCACAGCUGCUGCGAGGCCACCGAGCCCCUGCCACGUGCUGGGGGGGAAGGUCCAUGUGUUUGUUGCUUGUGGCUCUGUCUUAGUGGGAGAAUGGCUUGGGAUGAGCCCUCUCACCUGGUCAGGGAGCUGGCAAGACUGGCUGCUCUGUGCUGGCAUGGUGGCUGGGAUGGCUUCUCCUUGGCUCUGCAGCCAGCUCAGAAGUCCUGGGGCUGAGCAGGGCCCCGGGGCAGUGCAGGAUCCUCCUCCAGCAGAACCCUUCCAAAGGCCACGUAGAGCUGCAGGGCAGAGUUGGGGCGGGCAGAGUUGGGGCAGGCAGCGCAGCUCCUUGUGCCAGGGCUACGGGCAGAGCUGCUCCACCUCUUUAUUUUUUGUGCCAAACUCGGCUGGUUUGGGGCUACAGGUCUGAGCUACCAAGUCACAGCACCUAGAUACAGCAGGCAGGGCAGCAAGGCUUGAUACUGAGUCCCCUGGCUCUGGAAACUGGGGAAUCCCAUGGGCAGCAUCAUCCCUUGGCACCUCGGGCACGCAGGGCAGAGCAAACCCUGGCACUGCUCCCGUCCCCAGAUCUGAUCGUUUAACUUCACUCUGUCUUCCCAGCCAGAGGAAAGGGCCACUCGUGGUGGUGGUGCUGGUGAUGAGGCUGUGUGGUUGGCACACUCCAUGGGCUCACCAGCCUCAGCACCCAUCGUGCCACAGCCAGGAGGUCGAGGCAGCUGUGGCAGGAGGGCGUGCCAGGCUGGAUUUCAGGUUCCUUUCUUCUCCGUGGGCAGCUCGUUGCAAAAGGAAAGGGUAGCUCAGCUCAAGUGGUAGUUAACUCGUAGAUAUUCUACACAUAUUCUAUAUUUUGUAAGAAAAGAAGAAAAAGAAAAGAAAAGAGAAAAAAAAAUUUAAAAUUAAUAAUAAUAAAUAAAAAAUAGAACAAGAGAGAAAGAGAGAAAAGAAAGAAAGAAAGAAAGAAAGAAAGAAAGAAAGAAAGAAAGAAAGAAAGAAAGAAAGAAAGAAAGAAAGAAGAGAGAAAGAAAGAGAGAGAGAGAGAAAGAAAGAAAAGAAAGAAAAGAAAGAAAGAAAAGAGAGAGAGAGAGAAAGAAAGAAAGAAAAGAAAGAAAAGAAAGAAAGAAAGAAAGAGAGAGAGAGAGAAAGAAAGAAAAGAAAGAAAGAAAGAAAGAAAGAAAGAAAGAAAGAAAGAAAGAAAGAAAGAAAGAAAGAAAGAAAGAAAGAAAGAAAGAAAGAAAGAAAGAAAGAAAGAAAGAAAGAAAGAAAGAAAGAAAGAAAGAAAGAAAGAAAGAAAGAAAAUAAAUAAACUUUGUCUAUACUAGCCCAGGCCCAACCCUUUCAGGAUGAGUGUGGUUGGACUUUUGGUUUCAACCAGGUUAUCAAAUCUGGAAGUGAGUUUUAGAGGUUGUUUAUUUUUAUUUCAUUUUUUGUUUAACUUUAUUUUAUUUUUAGCUUUUCAAUCUUUGCAAUAAAUAAAUUUAUUUUAGCUCCUUUUUUUUUAAUAUUUACUUCUAUUUUUGUUUGGAUUUUUAAUUUUUUUUAAAUUUUAUUUUAGCUUUUAUGUUUAGCUUUUUUAUUACUUUUGAUUUUUUUUAUUUUUAGCUUUUUUAUU